AUGAGAAGAAUAAAUGAGAAAUUUGGGAUGCGGAAUUUGAGAGGGUUUUUGAAGGGAUUAAAUAAAAUAAUAAAGUUUCAAAUCCAAAGAUUACCAAACAGAGGAAAGAUGGUGAAGAUUUGCUGCAUUGGAGCUGGGUAUGUCGGAGGCCCCACCAUGGCAGUGAUAGCACUCAAAUGCCCUAAGAUUGAAGUGGCGGUUGUUGAUAUUUCUGUCCCGCGCAUCAAUGCUUGGAACAGCGAUCAGCUCCCUAUCUAUGAGCCAGGCCUUGAUGAAGUCGUGAAACAAUGUCGUGGCAAGAAUCUUUUCUUUAGCACGGAGGUUGAGAAACAUGUCGCUGAAGCUGAUAUUGUGUUUGUUUCAGUCAAUACUCCCACCAAGACUCGGGGUCUUGGAGCAGGCAAAGCCGCAGAUUUGACUUAUUGGGAAAGUGCAGCCCGCAUGAUUGCUGAUGUGUCAAAAUCUGACAAAAUUGUGGUUGAGAAGUCCACUGUCCCAGUCAAAACAGCAGAGGCCAUCGAAAAAAUUUUGACCCACAACAGCAAGGGAAUUAACUUCCAGAUUCUCUCUAAUCCAGAAUUCCUUGCUGAGGGGACUGCAAUUAAAGAUCUUUUCAAGCCUGACAGGGUUCUGAUUGGAGGCCGGGAAACCCCUGAAGGCUUAAAGGCAGUUAAAGCACUGAAGGAUGUUUAUGCUCACUGGGUUCCUGAAGAAAACAUCCUUACCACUAACUUGUGGUCCGCUGAGCUCUCAAAGCUCGCUGCUAACGCAUUCUUGGCCCAAAGAAUCUCAUCAGUCAAUGCUAUGUCUGCUCUUUGUGAGGCUACUGGUGCAGAUGUUUCACAAGUUUCAUAUGCUGUAGGUACAGACUCAAGAAUUGGUCCCAAGUUCCUUAAUGCUAGUGUUGGUUUUGGUGGCUCUUGCUUCCAGAAGGACAUCCUUAAUUUGGUUUACAUUUGCGAAUGCAAUGGUCUUCCUGAGGUGGCAGAAUACUGGAAACAGGUCAUUAAGAUUAAUGACUAUCAGAAGACUCGUUUUGUGAACCGUGUUGUUGCCUCUAUGUUCAACACAGUCGCCAACAAGAAAGUUGCCAUCUUAGGUUUUGCUUUCAAGAAGGAUACAGGUGAUACCAGAGAAACUCCUGCUAUUGAUGUUUGCAAAGGACUUUUGGGUGACAAAGCUCGAUUGAGCAUUUAUGAUCCUCAGGUUACCGAGGAUCAGAUCCAGAGGGACCUUACAAUGAACAAGUUCGAUUGGGACCAUCCUCUCCAUCUCCAGCCCAUGAGCCCCACCACAGUGAAGCAAGUUAGUGUUGUUUGGGAUGCCUACGAGGCAACUAAAGAUGCACAUGCUGUUUGCAUUCUUACGGAGUGGGACGAGUUCAAGACUCUUGAUUUCCAGAGGAUAUACGACAACAUGCAGAAACCUGCGUUUUUCUUUGAUGGAAGGAACAUUAUCAAUGUGAAUAAGCUGAGGGAAAUUGGCUUUAUCGUGUACUCAAUCGGCAAGCCACUGGAUGCCUGGCUUAAGGACAUGCCUGCUGUUGCAUAA
Molecule: messenger RNA, 1551 nt
Organism: Fraxinus pennsylvanica
Lineage: Eukaryota; Viridiplantae; Streptophyta; Magnoliopsida; Lamiales; Oleaceae
Source: the annotation of a GenBank genome assembly